Rosa chinensis is the source of this 912-nucleotide messenger RNA. RefSeq lists its product as uncharacterized. NCBI's taxonomy places the organism in Eukaryota, Viridiplantae, Streptophyta, Magnoliopsida, Rosales, Rosaceae. The coding region runs from base 104 to 826 and encodes 240 amino acids. The transcript has 4 exons. The record is from RefSeq and is a predicted model, not a curated record.
UCUUCUUGCCAUUAUCAGAAGAGUACCUAGGCUCAUUAUAUACUGGACACUCCAAUUUAUCUUCAUACUUCUCCCUAAAGAGUACACAAUCGUUUUUACAUGCAUGAAUCGUUUUUACUGGACACUCCAAUUUAUCUUCAUACUAGAUAAAGAUAUUGUCGUAAUUCUGUGCAAGCUAGAGUUGAACUUCCCACCUUCAUUUUUUAACAUUAUGACUCACUUGCCAAUUCACCUAGCAUACGAGGCAAUACUUGCUGGACCAGUACAAUAUCGUUGGAUGUUCCCAUUCGAGAGAAAAAUGCAUAAUUUAAAGGAUUAUUGUAGAAACAAAGCCCAUCCCGAAGGAUUAAUUGCUGAAGGUUAUUGCGACAGUGAAUGCCUCACAUUUUGUUCUAUGUACUUUCGCGACAUUAAGACAAAAUUUAACCAAGGAGACAGGAAUCAUGAUGUGAAUGAGAGAAGAAUGACACGAAUAUCUGUUUUCAACCAGAAUGUUAGGUUUUUAAAAGGAGCAGUUGAUGAUGUUCUUAGCCUAACUGAUUUUGCAACAAUUCGAUGGUAUGUGUUGAACAAUUGUGAUGAGGUACUCCCAAAUAUAAGGGAGCAUAAAGCAGAACUUGAGAGGCAGAAUAUUACAAACAUAGGAAAGGAACAACAACAAAGAUUUCAAAAGUGGUUUUUGGGAUGUGUUCAACAGAUGCAAGUUGAGGGUUCACUAUGCCAAAAAGUUAAUCAGACGACAGAUCAUAUCUGUCGUCUGAGGCGCUGCUGUCCGUUAUGCAAUCAGACGACAGAGAAACUCUGUCGUCUGAUUGCACUUAGAUGACAAACAUGUUUUUGGUCUUCUGUUGUCUGAUUGAUUCCUCACAUGUACAAGUAUGUGUUAUGAAUAUUUCAGACAACAGAAAUGUG